Molecule: messenger RNA, 2628 nt
Organism: Thermochaetoides thermophila DSM 1495
Lineage: Eukaryota; Fungi; Ascomycota; Sordariomycetes; Sordariales; Chaetomiaceae
Exons: 1
Coding region: 1-2628 (875 amino acids)
Cellular component (GO): vacuolar transporter chaperone complex; fungal-type vacuole membrane
Source: RefSeq, a predicted model, not a curated record
AUGCGCUUCGGGAAGACGCUGAAGCAGUCCAUGUACGGGCCAUGGAAGGACCAGUACAUAGACUAUGCCCUUCUCAAGAGCAUCCUGCGCGAGGACCGCCCCGACGACGAGGAUGAGCCGUGGACCGAGGACGACGAGAACCGCUUCUGCGACGAGGUCUUCAACAUCCAGCUCGAAAAGGUCGCCAAGUUCCAAGCCGACAAGGUCGAGGAUCUACGCCGCCGCGUCGAUGACGCUUUUGCCCGCCUCAAGGAGCUGCCGAGUUCCCGCGGCGGGGGCGCUGAGACAGAAAAACAUCAUAAGGAACAGAGAGAUAGAGAAGGAGAGGGAGAAGAAGAGGGUGGGGGCAGGGACAAGGGAAAGGGCAGAGAUGAGGGGGAAGCAGAAGAAGAAGCACCCAAGCCGCGAAAGAAGAGCGAUGCAGAGAUACAGCGUCUGCGUGACCUAGAGGCAGAGCUCGAUAGCAUCACCAACGAGGUCAAGGAGCUCAAGAAGUACAGCAGCCUCAACUACACCGGCUUCCUCAAGAUCGUCAAGAAGCACGACCGGAAACGCGGCGACCGCUACAAGAUCCGUCCGCUGAUGCAGCUCAGCCUGGCCAAGCGGCCCUUCAACUCAGAACAAGCCUACUCACCGCUGCUGACCAAGCUGUCACUCAUGUACUUUGCCAUCCGCCAGCAGCUCGAGGACGAGCCCAGCGCCGGGCCCGAGUCCUUCCCUCCGGCCGACCCGGACAGCCAGUCCGAGACACACAAUGGCGAGCGCUACACUGCCCACAAGUUUUGGGUCCAUCCCGACAACCUUCUCGAGCUCAAGACCUACAUCCUGCGCCAGCUGCCCGCGCUGGUGUACAGCGACAAAUCGGUUAAGGACGUCGAGGUGCAGCAGGAGGACCCACGCAUCACCUCGCUCUACUUCGACAACCACAAGUUCGACCUAUACUCGCGCAAGGUCGAGCGCGAAACGGACGUGUCUUCGCUGCGUCUGCGCUGGUAUGGCCAGUUGCGCGACCGGCCCGAGAUCGUGCUCGAGCACAAACUGCUGCACGCUAACGGCACCAGCGAAGAGCGCCGCUUUGCCAUCAAGGAGAAGUACGUCAAACCGUUUCUGGACGGCGAGUACCACAUGGAAAAGUCGAUCCAGAAAAUGGAGCGACAGGGUCGGUCGCCCGAAGAGAUUGCCGCCUUCCGAUCCACUGCCGAUGCCAUCAGCGAGUUUGUCCGCGAGAACAAGCUGGAACCGGUCGUGCGUGCCAACUAUGUGCGAACGGCCUUCCAGAAGCCGGGUGACGACCGUGUCCGCAUUCUGAUCGACACCGACAUCGUCUUCAUCCGCGAGGACACUCUGGAUCGCGACCGCCCGUGCCGCAACCCGCGCGAGUGGCAUCGCCUGGACAUCGACAACGCCAACAUGACCUACCCCUUCCACAACAUCAACCAGAGCGAGGUGUCCCACUUUCCCUACGCCGUGCUUGAGAUCAAGCUGCGUGAAGACGCCGGGCGUGGCAACCGGCGAAUUGCAUGGGUCCAGGACCUGAUGCAUUCGCACCUGGUUCACCCGUGCCCGCGCUUCUCCAAGUUUGUCCACGGCACCGCUUCGCUGUUCGAGGACUACGUCAAUCGCCUACCGUUUUGGCUGAGUGACCUUGACACCGACAUCCGUAAAGAUCCCCAGGUCGCCUUUGAAGAGGAAGAAGAGCGCCGCGCUCGUCAGGCCGAAAACGAGCAGGCUGUCGGCAGCUUGCUAGGCGGCAAGAUCGCUGCUGCUACUUCUGCAUCUGCCGCUGCCCGCAGGCUCUCUCGCAGUUCGCCUGUCGCUAAGUCCUAUCUCGAGGGGCGCCUAGCUGCUGAAUCUACUCCCAAGACUCCCCCAUCGGCCACCUUCCUUUCCAACAGCAUGACCGGUGCUGGACCUGGUCGCGCUGAGGAACAGGAAGAAGAGGAGGGCGAGCCUACCGAGGACCAGCCCCUGACCCAGACCCAGUCCAAGCGUCAACGACGCCAGGGAAACACUCUUCUCAACUACGGCACCCUCUUCCCCUCCUUCACAUCCCUCACUAAAUAUUCCCGCUUCCGCCGAAUCUCCCAAUCCGCCGGUGGCCCUCCCCAAUCGCAAGCCGAGUCCCGUCGCCGCGCUUCCCUCGCCUCUUUGCCCCUGCCCCCCGGCGUCACCGAGCCGGAGGAAUGGCUCAAGAACUCCGGCCCCUUGCAGAUCGAGCCCAAGGUAUGGCUCGCCAACGAGCGAACCUUCCUCAAGUGGGCCCACAUCAGCGUGCUGCUGGGCGGUUUGGCAGUCAGCUUGUACUCGGCCGGCGGGGCCCAACACGGCGGCAAGGGCGACUUGCUCACUCAGGCGAUGGGCGUCGCGUUCUUGGGCGUGGCGGCUUUUGCCGCCGGAUGGAGUUAUUGGGUGUUAGAGAAGAGGCGGGAGAUGAUUAUUAUGAGAAGUGGUAGAGAUUUUGAUUUUGUGGUUGGGCCUUUGGUGGUCAGUGGGGCCUUGAUGGUAGCCCUGGUGGUGAACUUGGUUAUAGCGUGGAAGAGGGUAUUUGCGGGGGGUGAGGAGGGUGUUGUUGGCGGAAUUAGAGGGUUAGGAAAUGUGAGCUCCGAGGUGGUUGAUUUAAAGGUUUGA